Messenger RNA from Misgurnus anguillicaudatus (oriental weatherfish), 1748 nucleotides. The record is from RefSeq and is a predicted model, not a curated record. Lineage: Eukaryota; Metazoa; Chordata; Actinopteri; Cypriniformes; Cobitidae.
AUGUCUCAAUCUAGCUCUUCAUCAGACAAAGACAUAAACAUCCCCAGGGAUGCAUUUUCGCAUGUCGCCAGUCCCACUACCAUUCCUGCUACGUCGAACGUCACACCUGAACCCAAGGCUUCUUCUCGUGGCCGCACACCGGCCCGAUCAUCCCAGCAUUCUCCAAGAUGCCGAGGCCAGCCUUCGCCGACUCCGACAAGACCUCCAUUUUCUUCCAAGGCUUCCUCAUUCCACUCGGCCACCCCGACUAUCCCACCCAUCGGGAAUUGGACCGUAGCCGGCCUGAGACAAGCGCUGGGUGACUCCCAAGAUGACCCACAGACAGAGGAAAGCCCACAGGGCCCAAGAUUUACCUGUCCAGCCACCUCCGUUGUCUGCCCAUUCAGAACACGGCUCACUUCGCCAAUCGAGUCACAGCAACAGGGCUCCAGCGAGUUUUUCCAUAAACUAAUUUACGGCGCUCCCUCGCAGGAGAUAAAUAAUUCUCAAACCUCCCUCCUGCUUAAAGGUAUUCAAAGAUCCCAGCCCACCCGACCCGACACCAGACAACCGAUAACACUAGACAUCCUCAACAAAUGCAUUCGUACCCUCCGCACAGGCUACCAACCUCUCAAUACCGCGCGAACACUUAACGCCAUGUUCAUCCUAGCCUUUUUCGGCUUUCUUAGAUGCUCAGAACUUGCUAUUACUUCUAAAUUCAACCCAAGAAACAACCCCACUAUUUCAGACUUAUCAGUACUAGAUGGAGAAACAAUCUCCUUUUUGAUUAAACAAAGUAAAACUGACCAAACCAAAAAAGGCCAUUUUAUCUAUAUUUUUAACCUUCCGUCGCCAAUCCAUCCAUACCAGUCAGUUCAGGCAUAUCUUCAAUGGAGAAGCUCCCAAGCCAAAUCUCCUGCAGAACCCCUGUUCAUAGACGAAUCAAAUAAACCCGUGACACGCUUUUGGUUCCAGAAACACCUCAAAUCUGUCCUCCAGCAGUCAGGUUUCCCAACAGAGCGCUUUUCAAGCCACUCAUUCCGCAUAGGGGCCGCAACUACAGCAGCCCAAAAAGGCCUUUCCCAACAUCAGAUCCAAGCUCUCGGGAGAUGGUCCUCAGAUGCUUUCCAAAGCUACAUCAGGACCAACCGUUUUCAUAUCAAAAAAGCCCACCAAAGCCUCAUCGACUAAAACCCUCUGGGCCACUCAGCAGGGUUAGCGAGCAUUGGUCUCCCAGAUGACACAGCGAGAAAUCUCCUGGGCAAACACUAAUUUUUUCUUUUCUGUUUUUCAGCACCCCAGGAAGGGGAAAGUUUACACUCAGUGAGCAUGCUAUAAGUGGAGAGUCUCCAUGCAGCAUGAAAGAGUGGAGUCUCCACGCAGUUGUGAAGUAGCGGAGAGUCUCUGCGCAGUCGUGAGGGGGUGGAGAGUCUCCGCGCAGUGUGAAAAAGUGGGCAGCGUCUCCACGCAGUUGUGAAAGAGUGGAAAGUUUCCACGCAGCUGUGAAAGAGUGGAAAGUUUCCACGCAGUUGUGAAAGAGUGGAAAGUUUCCACGCAGUUGUGAAAGAGUGGAAAGUUUCCACGCAGCCGUGAAAGAGUGGAAAGUUUCCACGCAGCUGUGAAAGAGUGGAAAGUUUCCACGCAGUUGUGAAAGAGUGGAAAGUUUCCACGCAGUUGUGAGAGAGUGGAAAGUUUCCACGCAGCUGUGAGAGAGUGGAAAGUUUCCACGCAGCUGUGAGAGAGUGGAAAGUUUCCACGCAGCUGUGAGA